AUUUAUAUUUCGCAAACAGCGCCAACGAGGCGAUAAACGAAACUACGGAACGUCAUCUGAAAAUUAAUAUGGCCACAAACGGUUGUCAUUACGUGAUAACGAGAUAUAAAUGUUGAAAUAACAGUGAAAGUACAAAGAAAUCGCGAAAGAUAUUGUGAAUAUAAAAUUAUUACUAUAAUAGGGAAAAAAUCUGUUAAUUAGUAUACUACAAAAUAUGCGUUUCGACUUCUUAUUUCAAGAUGUAGAAAUAGAAUUUAUUCUAACACGAUAGAUUAAUCGUAAAGUCUUUCGAAAAAUAGAUGUUAUCAGCUUACGCGGCUGAAACAAACAUGACCCCCUAAAUGUAAAAUAGUAUAAACUAUUUUCAAGAUGAGUUGUUCUGUGGAAUUAAGACAACGCAGACAACAGGGGAUGACGGAGGAUCCUCAUAGACUUGCAGCAAUGAUGAAUAAAUCUCAAAGACUUGUUUUAGGACUUUUGGUUUUAUUGUUGGUUGAUAUCAUUUGGGUUUCAAGCUCUGAAUUGACGAAAUAUAUUUAUAGAGAAGCAGCUUUUGAAAAACCAUUUUUUAGUACAUAUAUAAAAACAUCCAUGUUUACUCUUUAUUUACUUGGUUUAUGCUUUUGGCCUCCAUGGCGAGAUCAAUGUAAUAGGCCAGCAACUUAUAUGUUCAUAGACCCGAAUGUUGAAGAUGACAAUUUCUACACAGAAGCUAAUACAAGUUUGAGUGAUCCAACAUUCGUGCCGAUAAAGACACCAGAUCAUUGUGAACGUUCUUCUGGUACAGAAAGCGACGAUUCUUCCAUUCGAUCUGUAAGAUUUAGCAAAUUAGCAGAAGUCAGACAUAUGUCAGAAAGCGAUGCUACAGAAGCUUUACUAGCUAGACUAAGUUAUCAGGCAAGCAUCAGAGCUGGGGAACAUGCUCGACGGCAAGCUAAUAAAUUUUCUGUUCAGAAAGUAGCUAAAAUUGCACUUAUGUUUUGUUUAUUUGUAUUAGUUGGUCUUUCAGAUUUAACAAUAGAAAGUAGUAGAAUACCAACAGGUAUAAUAUUGGCUCUAGUCAGCGCAUUGUUUUAUGCAGCAUAUAUUGUAUUUUUGAAGAGAAAAGUCGAUCACGAAGAUAAAAUGAAUAUACCAAUGUUUUUUGGAUUUGUGGGACUUUUCAAUUUAACACUCUUGUGGCCACUAUUUUUUAUUCUUCAUUAUGGUCACUGGGAAGAAUUUGAAUGGCCUGAUACUCAUCAGUGGACAUUUUUAAUCAUGAAUGGAUUUAUUGGCACUGUAUUAAGUGAAGUUCUUUGGCUAUGGGGUUGUUUUCUGACAUCAUCACUAAUAGCAACAUUGGCUAUUAGUUUAACAAUGCCAAUGUCAAUGAUAGCUGAUGUUCUAUUAAAAAAGGUCGAAUAUCCUUGCAUUUUUUACUUAGGAACCAUUCCAAUGCUAUUAGCAUUUUUGACUGUAUCUAUAUUAUCCCAUUAUGAUAACUGGGAUCCUGUUAUGGAUUUAAUAAAGAGACUGUAUCUCUGGAUUUGUCGAAAGAAUAGAUCUACAAGAAUACCAGAUCUUGAAGCGGAACAAACAGAAUCACUCAUAGGAAUAAAUAAUGGUGAACACGAAGCUUGAUUCGACAAUAAAAGCAGUCGCAUAAUGCAAAUGUUUUCUGUAAAUCUCUACAAAGGUAAUCUAUAUUUUAUUUAUGUCUAAAAUCAUUUUAUAAACAAUAUAUGCUAAGUUCAGAAAUUUUUUUAUAUGUAUAAAGAAACAUGAUAUACUGAUAUAUACAUAUGUAUGCAUAUAUCAGUACUCUAUAAAGCAAUUAUUACACAUAAUAUAUCUUGAGAAAUUUAUGUUUUUCGUGAAAAAAUGAUAAUAGAAAAAAAACGGCUUUAACACCACUGAUAGAAUGAAAAUAUUAUAUAACUCGUCAAAGUAAUUAUAACUUAUAAAAAUAAGCAUUUGUCUCUUUAGCUCGCAAGAAAUAUUACAGUACUGCCAGACAAUAAUAAUAAUUUAUUUGAAAUGAAGCUUACAACUUUUUUUUUAAGUAUUGUAUAUUUGUAAACUACCUCUGUACAAGAAAGUAUUGGCAUUGAUCUACAACUUCGUAUAGUAUGUUCAUAUAUAUAUAUAUAUAUAUAUAUAUAUAUGCGUGUGUGUAUGUAUAUAUAUGAAUAUGUUCGUAUAUAUAUGUAUAUGAAUUAUGUUCCAUCUUAUCUAUAAUUUGAUUUAGAAACAGCUUUGUAUUAAGAGGAUCAAUGAGAGAGUAUAUACUAUCCAAUAUUUCAACUGUUUCAUAAACGUUUAAAAAUUCUAUUAAGAGAAAUAUAUUUUCUCUAAAAAUUUGUUAUAUUUCAUAAAGAGAUGAAAAAUUUUACAAUAUUGUUUGAUUAAAGAACAUUUGCAUUCGUUCAGAAGAUUAUAACGACAUAUAAUAUGUAACAUAAGAACAAUAUAAUUCAAAUUAUGUAAAUAUGCAAUACUCAAAAUAUCAUUUGAUGUGCAAUACUUCAAUUUGUUAAACUUUAUAGAUGUUACAAGAUUCAUGACUAAGUAUUUUAUAACGUGUUCUACUGUUGUCGUAAUUUGUCUUCUUUUGCUACAUUCUUAUUUAAUAUUUUAAGAAUCAAACAAAUUUUUGUCAUAUUUCUUUAAAAAAAAAAAUCUGUGCAUUAUGUACUUAUAUUAAUUUCAUAUUGAUCGCGAGAAUUAAAUAUUUCUCCGAUAAUUUAUGAUUACUAUCUAUAUGAAAAUAAACAUAAAAAUAAUUUUCUGGACCAAUUAAGAACUAUAAUAACAAAUUUAACACAGAGAAUGGAAAACCUAAUCAGUAUAUUACAAUACAUUAAUUUUUUAUAUUUAAUAAGAGUAUUCAUUAGCUUUAUAUCAUAUUUGUCAUAUCUAGUCAAAAUGUUUCUAUUGUCACACAUUCCUUUAUCAGAAAGUAACUUUAAUGCAAUUAAAACGUUAUUUAAAACAAUUUAUAUAUAGACUUAUUUUGUUAAAUGAUUAAUAUCAUUGGCAAGAAAUAUAAUAUUAAGAAUUUCUCCUAACCUAAGAAGUAAUGCGCACAACAAUUUCAAUGCUAUGUUGCUGGAAAAACUAUUGUAAAGUUUUUUAGGAUUUUAUUAAAUAUUUAUUACUUUUCUAAAUUUUAACUCUAGUUAUAUCAUUCUAUAUGAAAUAUUAACAUAUAAAUAGUACGAAUGUUAAAAAUAUCUUCUCUAAAUGUUGAGGAUUAUUAUUACAUGAUUCAAAAUGGCAGUAAUAUUGUGAUAUAAUAUCAGUGCGCAAAAAUAUAAUUUAAUGAAAUGUGAAAUAAAAAAUCUGGAUGACAUAUAGAUUAUAGAUAAGCGUUCCUGUAUCUAUUAUAAUUGUAAAUUAAAUGUAAAUAUGAAACUAAGUUUAAAAUUAAAAUUAUAUACAUAUUAUAUAAAAUAUACGAAAUUUCAUUACAAGCAAUUCUAUUUUUAUUUGCUACACAAUAAUAUUAUUUAUUUCGUAUAUUUGUUUAAACAUUAUCAUUAUAAUUAAGUAAUCUUUAAAAUUAAUUUUUCAAAAUUAUAAAUCAGUAAAUAAGUUUCGGAUCGUACCGGUAACUAUAAACUGGCGCUAGUGUUUCGUUUAUAUAAAAUUUUAUCGCUAGGGAGAGUGCGAAUAGUAAACAUUAUUGAUUGCAAAUUACAAAUGAAAGAAAUCGACAAGUAAUUUCAAAAUUCCCUUAUUAUCUUUUACGAAUUGAUCUUUGUUUAUUGAUAACUUAAGUUCAACACAAUUUUGCGAUAAUUUGUAAAAAAUUACGAUUUUUCAUCGAUCACGUGCCGUUUUUUACAAAAGUGUUUCAAAAAAAAAAAACAACUGUCAACAAUUUGUAUAUCUUUUGUUUGUCACUCCAUAUGUCAUAAUAAUAAAUUAAAACUAAUAACGAUGAAAAAGUACAAGCAUCUAUUUAAAUAAAAUAGGAAAACUCGGAAUAAAUUUCUUUGCAUAUUUGAGGAAAAAACCAUUUAUGUUUGAAACGCUAUAUCUCACGAUUAAUUGCUAUUGUUUGUACUAAGAAUUUAUCAUUUGUUAUAA
Messenger RNA from Vespula vulgaris, 4074 nucleotides. RefSeq names its product solute carrier family 35 member F5. Gene Ontology annotation, biological process: regulation of peptide transport. Gene Ontology annotation, cellular component: membrane. Bases 370 to 1623 code for a protein of 417 amino acids. The record is from RefSeq and is a predicted model, not a curated record. Lineage: Eukaryota; Metazoa; Arthropoda; Insecta; Hymenoptera; Vespidae. The transcript has 8 exons.